GAUCAGAAUUUUUUUUAGUAAAAAAGAGAAUAUAAUAAGUAACUAGUAUAAGUUUUGCCUUUGCCAAAUGUCUGGACUAGAAUUGGUCCUAACUUUUGGGAUUUUACUAAUGAAAGUAGCCAUAUCAGGCUCUAAGUCCAGUCCUCACCACGGAAGAGAACACCCAAACUUGAUCAAUUAAAAGCCUAGAUAGCUCCAUGUUUGGCAACAUUAUGUGCAACAAACAUUUUUUAAAACAAACAUUUCUUGCUUUGUUAACAAAUAGUGCAGAAAGGAUGCACUUUGUUCUAUGAAACUGGACUUUGCUCUUCUCUGCUUCUACCAAGCCUAGAACCUUUGACCUCAAGGUUCAAUAUAUGAUAUACAAACCAUUGAGGUUACAAAGAGGCUGGUACAAUGAAACUAGAUUUGGGGGUCCUCAUAUUUAUACAAUUUUUCAUUUCCCUUGUUGCCCUUUUUCAAAUAAAAUGGAGGCCUUAAAAUAGCAAUUCUGGUCCUUAUUAGACUGAUACAAGAUAAAGUAAGUUCUAUUUAUAUCAAAAUUGAGAACUUACACAAUAAUAGUGGAAUUGAGUUUUCCUUCACUCGUAGAAAAGGAAGAGUCCCUUGACCGAGGGUAUCAGGUGGAGUGUGAAGGAUAUCAGGGAAUAGCGAAGAGAAUUUUCGACUUUAUCCAAUGGAGGAUGAGAGUAAUAAUGACCCUAGAUGGGUGAAUGUACUCACACCAUAUUUGUGAGUCCUAGUUUUACUGACUUGAAAGACUCGAUUCCACUUCAAGUGAAGAUGGAUGACUAGCCCUGUUAAUUACAUAUAGGUCCUCAUUUGACUAAACCUAAAGCACCUAAGCACCGUUUAAAAAAUGGAGGAUAUGCACUAUUUUGGUGGGUCCUCAUCUAUAAAAGGGCAAGAUAGGAAAAAAAAUAUACUAAGUCUUAACUUUUCUUUUUGUAAAAGAGGAAAUACAAGCCCAAGAAAACAGGGCCAACCACACCGUGAGCCAAAAAAAAAAAAAAACAAACAAACAAACAAACAACACACUUAAAAGAAAAAAAAUAUGAGCAAAGGGGUAACCAUUGGGAGGGGCAAUCAAUUGAAUUUUCUAACUCAUCAGGUGUACUUGAUCGGAUGAAAAGGAGUGAUGCAAGUUUGGUUCACAUGACUGAAAUAUUUGAAGACCAAUGCGAUCACCCUAAGAUGCUACAAAGGUUCGAUCGUAUCAAGGCCUAUGAGGGUGGCUUAAGAGCUAGUCCUAUACCAUUGGACCAAGGGAGAACCAGCCUAGUCUAGUUCAGUCUAGCUUGUGCAAGAACUAGUUAGCUCACAUAUUCUUAAGUAGGAGUAUCCCUUUAGCUCCCUUAGUGGAUUUCUACAUCAUCAUCUCUUUGACUUCUCAACUUCUAAACUCUUCUUUAGUAUUUGAGGCAGAGAAGACUAUUGAAGAGUUCAGAUCAGUGGUCUUCUAUUUUCUCCUCGCUAAAACUUCAGAUUCUGCCAUGUCUUCACUAUCAGCAAAGAACAAUGAUAAGGGUGACUCCACAAAAGUGGAUGAUGUGGAAAACCAAGAAAAAGAGGGAACAAAAGGAAUGGACAGAAAACCAUCUGAGAUUUAUGCACCAAUGAAGCAAACACCAUCAAAGACCUCUGUGCUUGUUAAUUUUCUCCCCAGUGGAACUCUCUUGAUCUUCAACAUGCUUAUUGCACCAAUAUCUGAAAAUGGAAAAUGUGAUACGGUGAACUUUACAAUGAUGAACAUACUCAUAGCUCUCUGUGUUAUCUCCUGCUUCUUUUUUCAACUUGUAGAUAGUUAUCAAGAUGGCAAGAAAGUAUACCAUGGAAUUGUGACUAAAAAAGGGUUGCUAUUAUUCAACUCUGAUCUUGAGAAAAGAUAUAAAGAGGGAAAAGAGUACACCCUAAAGGCCACAGAUUUGAUCCAUGCAAUCAUGUCUGCUUUUGUAUUUGCAGUGUUUGCAUUAUCUGAUAAGCGUGUAAGGGAUUGUUUGUUACCUGCACAUGAAGCUGUAAUGGCUGAAGUGAUGAAGACUUUGCCUCUAAUUGUGAGUAUUGCUUGUAGUGGCCUGGUUCUCAUCUUUCCUGACACUCGCUUCGGUGUAGGGAUGCUUGGGUGACUAGAGGAUGCAGCUCUUGAAGAUCCAGCUUUGUCUCUUAUUUGCGUGUGUGUAAAAGUACUCAGAGAAUAUGCCCUUGAAGAUCGUGCUUUGUAGAUCUAUUGUUUGUCUGUUUUGUGUGAGUGUGUGAGAGACAGUGAGAAAGGGAGAGUCUAUAACAAAUAUUAUGGGGGAAGAGUUCUCUGGUAGAGAGUGUGGCUCCAGUAUCAAUGAGGAGGCCAAUAGGUGGGCAUCCAGAGCCAUCAAGGGAGUAAGCAUUUCCACCUUUCAUGGGGUGAGACAAUCAUUGCAACCCCCUAUAUAUCUGGUGCAGCAAUUAGGUACACUCCUAGACAGUCCUUUAUCCCAUAUUGUUCUCUAAGUUGUAUACCUCGACUCAGCUAGCUUGUAAUAAAUAUUGUUCUCUAAAUUGUGUACAUUGUCUCAA
Molecule: messenger RNA, 2553 nt
Organism: Macadamia integrifolia
Lineage: Eukaryota; Viridiplantae; Streptophyta; Magnoliopsida; Proteales; Proteaceae
Product: protein DMP9-like
Exons: 2
Coding region: 1494-2126 (210 amino acids)
Biological process (GO): endomembrane system organization
Source: RefSeq, a predicted model, not a curated record